UAAUCGUAAAAAUAUUUAUCCAUUUAUUUGUUUCUCGACCACAUAAUGAAAUGAAAAGUGGUUUACAAUAAGAAGUUGUGAUUUUUGGAUAUAUAUUUGAACAAACAUUUUUCUUAUUAUAAUUAUUAACGUUUAGAGAGAAAUGGAGACAAUAUUAUGGACUUUAAUAUUGUUAAUAUCAACGGCCGGUGUAUUGUGCCAAUACGGGUCCAAUCAGAUUAUCGUUGAUUCAAAUCCAGUCAGCGCUUCGUAUGAUUUGUACCAAACAGUCAUAGAAAGGGAAUGUAUAGCCCAAAACAGCCAGGCCAGUCGGGGCAGGCUAUGGCCUGUGGGUCAGAGUAUUGAGAACUUCAUAGCUCAGGUCGAGCUGUUGGAGACACUCAUACAUAAUGGCACCGAUGCUAACCUCGGACAACAUAGGGGUGCCGAUAAUGUGGCCAAACUUUUGCUAAGAAGGUUCCGUUUCGAGGGCUAUGAUCCGUCAGCCCAUCCCUUAUAUAAGAAG
This is a messenger RNA of Oppiella nova, 505 nucleotides long. NCBI's taxonomy places the organism in Eukaryota, Metazoa, Arthropoda, Arachnida, Sarcoptiformes, Oppiidae. The record is from the annotation of a GenBank genome assembly.